Messenger RNA from Zerene cesonia (dogface butterfly), 1082 nucleotides. RefSeq names its product probable 3-hydroxyacyl-CoA dehydrogenase B0272.3. Gene Ontology annotation, molecular function: (3S)-3-hydroxyacyl-CoA dehydrogenase (NAD+) activity; NAD+ binding. The transcript has 5 exons. Gene Ontology annotation, biological process: fatty acid beta-oxidation. The record is from RefSeq and is a predicted model, not a curated record. The coding region runs from base 1 to 921 and encodes 306 amino acids. Gene Ontology annotation, cellular component: mitochondrion. Lineage: Eukaryota; Metazoa; Arthropoda; Insecta; Lepidoptera; Pieridae.
AUGAAUAAACUUGUGGGUUUAACUAGAAAUUUUUCUAGUUCCUCUUCAUUAAAUGCAAUCAAAACAGUUACUGUGGUGGGAGGCGGGCUUAUGGGCAGUGGAAUAGCGCAGGUUUCCGCGCAAGCUGGCCAAAAUGUGACACUAGUUGAUUUAAGCCCAGAUAUAUUGCAAAAGAGUCAAAAAUCCAUAGAGAACAACCUGAGGAGAGUUGCAAAGAAGAUCCACAAAGAUGAUGCUAGCAAAAUUGAUAAUUACGUCAAGGAAUCGUUUGAUAGAAUCAAAGUGUCUACUAAGGUUGAAGAUGGCCUGAAUUCAGAUCUUAUUAUUGAAGCCAUUGUGGAGAAAUUGGAUAUUAAACAGCAAUUGUUUAAUAAACUUGAUGAGCUAGCUCCGCAGCACACAAUUCUGGCAACAAAUACAUCUUCAAUUUCCAUCAAUGAAAUAGGGACUGGGAUCAAGAGGAAAGACAGAUUUGGCGGUCUCCAUUUCUUCAACCCCGUCCCAGUUAUGCGUCUCCUAGAAGUAAUUAAGGGAGAUCACAUCUCCGAAGAGACCUACCAAGCCAUGAUGGAGUGGGGCAAGUCCGUUGGCAAGACAUGUAUCACAUGCAAGGAUACUCCCGGAUUUGUUGUGAACAGAUUACUGGGACCAUACAGUGCGGAGGCUUUAAGGAUGUAUGAGAGGGGUGACGCAACCAAAGAGGACAUUGACAUCGGAAUGAAGUUAGGCGCAGGUUAUCCGAUGGGUCCUUUAGAGCUAGCCGACUACACCGGUCUGGACACCAAUAAAUUCGUCCUCCAGGUCUUGUACGAGAAGACUAAAGAUCCAGUGUUCAAACCAAUCCCAUUGUUGGACAAAAUGGUCGCUGAGGGCAAAUUGGGGAUUAAAAGUGGGGAGGGAUUUUAUACGUAUAAGAAGUAAAUGAGUGAAUGAAUAAAUUGUAUAAUUGUCAAAGUUAUUUACAAUGUAUCAUGAUAUGUUUUUCGGAAGAGAUAUAAAUUCUUAUUUUUGAACUUUACCUUUAAGACUGUUUUGUAUUUUUACUUUUUUAUUACAGUUUAUAAUACACAUAUUUAAAAUUA